Molecule: messenger RNA, 1361 nt
Organism: Cylas formicarius (sweet potato weevil)
Lineage: Eukaryota; Metazoa; Arthropoda; Insecta; Coleoptera; Brentidae
Exons: 2
Coding region: 1-747 (248 amino acids)
Source: RefSeq, a predicted model, not a curated record
AUGAACACAUUUGCUAGUGGAUAUUUGGAGAAAAUUCUUGAAAAUGUCAACGGUAAUGAAGAAAGUGUCCAGGAGAUUCCACGACUUGAUGCUUUAGAAUCAGAUAUAAUCUUCAGUGAAGAUGUCGGGGAAUUGCUAGUGGUUCAAGAUGACACGGAACAGCGCUGUUCACUGCUUGACACUACCGUGACCCUACGAAAAUGUGAUGGAUGUGACAUUUUACUUAAUUCGGAAUGUAAUAAAAUGUGCGAUAUUGGCACGGUGCAAUCACAGAUCAAUAAUGCCCGAGCAGAAUCAAAAGAAAACUUACAUAAGCAAGCUAAGCGCAUGAAAUUAAUUUCCGAUGCUUCGCAUCCUCCGGCGAAGGUAGGAAUGACAGUAAGAAUUAAGGUACCGGAAGUUGAUAAAGGACGGGGAGAUUCUCGUGCAAUAUUGGGAUGUUUAUUAACCAAAACGGAUGAUGACUAUUUUCAAAUUGGAAGACGCAAUAGAAUUUUAAAAGGGUUAUAUUCCAGAUCUCAGUUUAGCGUGUGUCCCGAAAAUAUAUUAACGCCAAAUGAUAUUCAAGACAAUGCCAUUGAAUUACCAUUACGAACUAUUGCAACCAAACAGUCGAUAGGUACCGCACAGGGAUUUUCUAAAUGCCAAUGGAAAACAAAAUGCACAACAAAUAGAUGUGCAUGCCUUAAAGCAAAAAAAAUGUGCAAUUCCAAAUGCCAUGGAAGUUUGAAUUGUUCAAACAAAUAAAGUGUUUUUCUUAUUUAUAAAUGUUAGGUGCUUUGGUAUUUUUAUGUUAUAACUAGCUCUAGUGCAAUAAUCAUUAUUCGCUAAACUAAAUUUUAUUUUGAAAUUCAUCAAUUAACGCUUUGACUGCAGUUACUAGCUAAAGUGUUCAUUCCAAUAAAAUGGGAAGUGAAUGUAUGCAUUGGCUAGUAAAUGUAUACAUUACCUGGAAUGUACACUUUGACUGCCACAUAUACACUCCAGCAGAGUAUUAGUCAAACAUACAAUUCAUUACAAUAUAUCAAAUUUACGUUUAAUUAAUGUGGAAAACUGUGAGCGACUAAGACAAAAAACGUCAAUAUGAUUGCAGAAGUCAGUAAAUAAUUUGAUCAACUGAUAGGGAACACCCUUAAUCAAAAAAUUGGUUCUUGGAGUUACUAGGUGAAAAUACAGGUGACGCCCUUAUAGUCCUUUAGGGAACAUGGAAGUUCAGCUGGCUCAGCAACCCAGGGCAAUCCAAUAAUGAAUUGCAAAGUUUAUAUAAAAACUGAAAUAAAAGGUACAUCCUACGAUUCAACAGUGAGGAAACCUUAAACAUAGCAAUAAAUCACUUUGUGGCAGUCCCCUAGCCGGGUAGA